CCCGGGCCGCGGUCUCCCCCUGGCCCACCGCUCCAGCAUCCUCUCUGUGGGCUGUGCACCAACUGUGCACCCACCAUUUCACUGUGGACACUACUCCCUCUUACCGAUAUGGGAGACAUGGGCGAUCCACCAAAAAAAAAACGUCUGAUUUCCCUAUGUGUUGGUUGCGGCAAUCAAAUUCACGAUCAGUAUAUUCUGCGGGUUUCUCCGGAUUUGGAAUGGCACGCGGCGUGUUUGAAAUGCGCGGAGUGUAAUCAGUAUUUGGAUGAGAGCUGUACGUGCUUUGUUAGAGAUGGGAAAACCUACUGUAAGAGAGACUAUAUCAGGUUGUACGGGAUCAAAUGCGCCAAGUGCAGCAUCGGCUUCAGCAAGAACGACUUCGUGAUGCGCGCCCGCGCCAAGGUGUACCACAUCGAAUGCUUCCGCUGCGUGGCCUGCAGCCGCCAGCUCAUCCCCGGCGACGAGUUCGCGCUGCGCGAGGACGGGCUCUUCUGCCGCUGGGGGCCUCGUUCACAGAACAUCCAGGGGAUGACAGGAACUCCCAUGGUGGCCGCCAGUCCCGAGAGGCACGACGGUGGCUUGCAGGCCAACCCUGUGGAGGUGCAGAGUUACCAGCCGCCGUGGAAAGUACUGAGUGACUUCGCCUUGCAGAGUGACAUAGAUCAGCCUGCUUUUCAGCAACUGGUCAAUUUCUCCGAGGGAGGACCGGGCUCGAACUCCACCGGCAGCGAAGUGGCCUCCAUGUCCUCGCAGCUCCCGGACACCCCCAACAGCAUGGUGGCCAGCCCCAUCGAGGCCUGAGGACACUCAUGCAGAUGCAUUUUUUCCCUGUUGGAGACAGUGGGAGCCCAUCCGUUGAACUCCGAAACACGAGUAUUUAACGACCCAGUCCAUGGAAACUGAAUUGAGGAAAUGAAUGCUCCAUGAAAUGCACGAAGUCUGUUUUAAUGACAAGGUAAUAUGGUAGCAACACUGUGAAGACAAUCAUGGGAUUUUACUAGAAUGAAAACAAACAACAAAGCAAAACCUGAACCCAACACACGCUAUCCAGUGACCUUAGGAGGACUGAGGAAAAAAAAAAAAGACGUUUUUAAAACGUAGAGGAUUUAUAUUCAAGGAUCUCAAAAAAAAAAAAAGCGCUUUCAUUUCACUGCCCAUCUAGAGAGAAGCAGACGUAGCAAUGUUUCUAGUCCACCCUGCGCUGAAUGGUGCUGUUUCUAUGUUGGUCCCCGGCUUUGCCAAACAGGAGCCGCAGGAGGAGCGGCUGAAAGGCCCUUUCAGGAGAGGGCGCUGGUCGGCGAGGUUUCCAGUUGACUUAACAAGGGGUUAAUUGAAAGCCUGGGUUUCUUAGCAUGUCCCUUUUUUUUUCCUUUGGCCCCUUCUCCCCCGCCUCCUCUUUUUUUGAGAUCCAUCCUCUAUCAAGAAGUCUGAAGCGACUUUAAAGGUUUUUGAAUCCAGAUUUAAAAACCGACUUAUAAAGCAUUGCAACAAGGUUACCUCUAUUUUGCCACAAAGCGUCUCUCGGGAUUGUGUUUGACUCUCCUGUCUGUCCAAGAACUUUCCCCCCAAAGAUGUGUAUAGUUAUCGGUUAAAAUGACUGUUUCUCUCUCUCUCUCUCUCUCUCUCUCUCUCUCUCUCUCUCUCUCUGGAAAUAAAGAGGAAAAGAAA
Messenger RNA from Myotis brandtii (Brandt's bat), 1668 nucleotides. RefSeq names its product ISL LIM homeobox 1 (gene ISL1). Gene Ontology annotation, biological process: neuron fate specification; axonogenesis; positive regulation of transcription by RNA polymerase II. The record is from RefSeq and is a predicted model, not a curated record. The transcript has 5 exons. The coding region runs from base 109 to 801 and encodes 230 amino acids. Gene Ontology annotation, cellular component: nucleus. NCBI's taxonomy places the organism in Eukaryota, Metazoa, Chordata, Mammalia, Chiroptera, Vespertilionidae. Gene Ontology annotation, molecular function: cis-regulatory region sequence-specific DNA binding; DNA-binding transcription factor activity, RNA polymerase II-specific.